AUGGCUUUAUCUACCCUUUGUCUGAUGAAAGAACUCAUGAGCUCGCACGAAACAUCUCUCUUGAGCCAGCUGAAACAGUUGCAUCGAAAGAGAGUUAGGCAAUUAUUUUUCGUCUAUGGCUGCCCCGACUUCGCAGAGAGCUGGAAAUGCAGAUUCGUCGACCCGAGAACGUCAACACAGGCUGUCUUUCGCCGCUUCGGCUCAAACAAGGUAUCUUCGUAUGCAAGGCUGAAAGCUAUUGCUAGACGGAGAGGAUUUAAGAAUGAUACUAAGUUGAUGACAUGGGAAAUCGCGGAGAAGACAACCAUUGUACUCUUCGAGGAAGCAUUUCAAUCGUAUUUGAACAAGUUCUUUCUUUCCACCAACGGGCAAACCCCAGCGGCACUGUUACCGGAGUAUAUCUCGAUGAGUCUGGACUACCAAACAAAGUUCUGGAAUCUGGAGAGUGUGAAAUUUGUGGAAGUUGUCAUUGAUUGA
Messenger RNA from Mollisia scopiformis, 477 nucleotides. RefSeq lists its product as uncharacterized. The record is from RefSeq and is a predicted model, not a curated record. The coding region runs from base 1 to 477 and encodes 158 amino acids. Lineage: Eukaryota; Fungi; Ascomycota; Leotiomycetes; Helotiales; Mollisiaceae. The transcript is spliced from 2 exons.